AUGCAAACAGCUCCUUUAAGCUUCUGCGCAUGCGCGUCUCCAGCUCCUUCAAUAUCCGCCACUCGAAGAGCACCCGUGAGCACGAUGAUGAAGAUGCUGCUCGUGUUGGUGGUCCUGGCUCUGUUUGGGCUGGGCUCAGGAGAAGAGGGAGCUCGUCUGCUGGCCUCUAAAUCCCUGCUGAACCGCUAUGCUGUGGAGGGCCGUGACCUCACGCUGCAGUACAACAUCUACAAUGUGGGCUCCAGUGCCGCUCUGGAGGUGGAGCUGUCGGAUGAUUCUUUUCCCCCUGAAGACUUUGGAAUCGUUUCAGGAAUGUUGAAUGUCAAAUGGGAUAGGAUUGCACCAGCAAGCAACGUCUCCCACACAGUGGUGCUGCGCCCCCUGAAGGCUGGUUACUUCAACUUCACCUCUGCCUCUGUCAGCUACCUGGCCCAGGAGGGAGGACAAGUGGUGGUCGGCUACACCAGCGCCCCCGGACAGGGAGGCAUCCUGGCUCAGCGGGAGUUCGACCGACGCUUCUCCCCACACUACAUGGACUGGGCUGCGUUCGGCGUGAUGACUCUGCCCUCCAUCGGCAUCCCUCUGCUCCUCUGGUACUCCAGCAAGAGGAAGUAUGACUCGCCAAAAGCCAAGAAGAACUGAAAAAGCACGGUUGGGGGUGGGGGUGGGGGGUGGGGGCACAGGAUCUCUGAAUAGCUUAACCCAUAUUGGGGUUGAAAGAAAGUACAGUGACCAAGAAACGUGAUUUGUGAUUUGAUCAAACGAGGGGCGUCAUUAAGAGAACUUUGGAUCAGGACGUAGAACAAGGUGAACCGUUUAGUGUGGUUGCCUAACCAUGAGCACGUACAUGAGUGCUUUCUGUUCUCAUUUUCAGCUGAUCGCUAUUCCUUCAGAUUUGCAAACUGGUUCAUGUGGCAGAACAAUUACAAUGGCAGUUACUACUGUAACAGGUUUUUGUAAUUUUGUAAUUGUGUACAUAUUGAACUGAAUUCAGAUUUGAAGUUUAUAGCCAGUUAUUGAACUUCAAGAUAAAUUAAUAAAAACAAGCUUCUUUUUUUUUUUCUAAC
Molecule: messenger RNA, 1067 nt
Organism: Cottoperca gobio
Lineage: Eukaryota; Metazoa; Chordata; Actinopteri; Perciformes; Bovichtidae
Gene: ssr2
Product: signal sequence receptor, beta
Exons: 6
Coding region: 1-642 (213 amino acids)
Cellular component (GO): membrane; endoplasmic reticulum
Source: RefSeq, a predicted model, not a curated record